This is a messenger RNA of Sus scrofa (pig), 3088 nucleotides long. NCBI's taxonomy places the organism in Eukaryota, Metazoa, Chordata, Mammalia, Artiodactyla, Suidae. The record is from RefSeq and is a predicted model, not a curated record.
CAGGCGCGGACCUGGCGCCAUUUUGGUGGCCGGGCGCGGAGGUGAUUCCACACUGAGGAGAGCGCGGCGGCCGGAGUGGCAGUGGCAGCGUUCGUGUGCUCUGGUGUGAAUCGCCGAGGGAGGAGGCGGUGGAGGAAGAGGUGGCGGCGGUGGCGGUGGUCGUAGCGGUGGCGGAGGAGGCGGGUACGAAUCAGCUGCGGGCGGAGACAUGGCCAACAUCGCGGUGCAGCGAAUCAAGCGGGAGUUCAAGGAGGUGCUGAAGAGCGAGGAGGAGGAAGAUAUCAACUAGAGAUUAAAAUACCAGAAACAUAUCCAUUUAAUCCCCCUAAGGUCCGGUUUAUCACAAAAAUAUGGCAUCCUAAUAUUAGUUCCGUCACAGGGGCUAUUUGUUUGGAUAUCCUGAAAGAUCAAUGGGCAGCAGCAAUGACUCUGCGCACAGUAUUAUUGUCAUUGCAAGCACUACUGGCAGCUGCAGAACCAGAUGAUCCACAAGAUGCAGUAGUAGCGAAUCAGUACAAACAAAAUCCUGAAAUGUUCAAACAAACAGCUCGACUUUGGGCACAUGUGUAUGCUGGAGCACCAGUUUCUAGUCCAGAAUACACCAAAAAAAUAGAAAACUUAUGUGCUAUGGGCUUUGAUAGGAAUGCGGUAAUAGUGGCCUUGUCUUCAAAAUCAUGGGAUGUAGAGACUGCAACAGAAUUGCUUCUGAGUAACUGAGACAUAGAGCUGCUGAUAUAGUCAAGCUUGCCCCUUCUUGAGGAGCAUCAAUAUCUGUUAUUUUUAGGAUUCUGCAUAGAUAUCUUUUAAACUGGCAUUCUUGCCUAAUGAUGUUAUCUAGGCACCAUUGGAGACUGAAAAAAAAAUUUCAUGCUCUGUAAAUAAAGCUAAUUAAACGUCUGUGUAAAUUUAAAAAGGGGAAAUACUUUUUUUCUUACUUAAUAGUGUAAAAAUUAUUUGAGCUAAGCUAAAACCAUGGAAAAAACAUGCUACUUUAGUGUUUAGCAGUGUACCAAGACUAAGCAAGAAUUUGCUUCAGGAUUUCAUUGAAUAAUUAAGAUAAUAUUUUGAGUGUGUCAGGGCCAUUCAAAUUGUUGGUGUUGCAUCACAGCUACCUUAACUGUUUUUUAACAUGGAUCCUCUGUGCCUGUGAAUUUACUUGCAUGCUUGUACUUGACUUCUUAGGAUGGGUAGCUGAAAAGACCACCAUUUUAAGCAUUUGAGAAUUCUUAAAUAUGCGUUUUAUCCAGAAUUGAAGAUGGUGACCUAUUCAGAGCCUUUUUGUCCUUGUCAAUAGACUGGGACACCAUAUCUAUUUUUUCCUUCUUAACCACCCACAGCUAAUAUUCUAAUAGUAAAUUUUUCUUUAUUUGGUGGGGAAAUAUGCAGAGGGAUAGUAUCCCUUGCUCCAUUUUUAGGAUGUCCAUUUGGAAUGUUCUGUCACAGAUCUUCACUCUUAAAACUUUCCUAUGUAAGUAAAUAAUAAUGUAAAAAUGGAGCUGCCAGUUUUCUUUCUUUUACAAAAACAGUAAGUACUCGAUGUUGCAGUAUUUCCAGAUUUAAUGAAAGAACACAACUUAGUUUUUCAGUGAAUUUAACAUCUUUCUAUUUUUAAACUGAUGAAAUUUUUCUUUGGUAACUUGCAAGGAUGAAAUCACCUGUUUGCAGUUUUUUUAAGCCUAAUUUUGGCUUUAUGGAGAUUGCUUUAUUGGUUACUUUAAAAGUCACCCUUGCUUGCAUUUCCCCCUAUUUGACACAUGAAAGCUGUGUUGGGUGUUUUACUGUACAUACUUCAAAUGCACAUAGGAAUAGAAGUGUGUUAUAAAUCUAGCUUUCUUUAUGAUGUUUCUGAUAAUAUUGAGAAUUGAAAACUUUACCUUCUCUUGUACAUAGUCAGACUUUCUAUACGUAUUAAAGUUACAUUUCAUUCUAAGUUCAAAAGUUUGAAAAUUAUUAGUUUUGCAAGCUCAAACACUAAUGUGACCAUUUUAUGAAGGGUGAAAUGGAUUUGUGUAGACAGUUCUAAACAUAGAAAUACAGUUACUAAAUAUUCAGGACCAAUGCGAAAUAACAAGAAUGUAAUGGAAUUAGAAUGAAUUAAAGUAAGGUUGUAUAUUGAAAGUCAUAUUAUAAAAGGUUUGCUUUUUUCAAGUGUUAUUUAUCUGAAAUUAUAAUGGUUAAGUGUUUGGAAACAAGUUUUGAACCAUAAAUUCAGCAUAAUUUCAUUUGACUUCUCAUUAAUCUUAGAAGCAAUAAAAGAACCAUUAUUAAAUAUGUUGUAAUGUUAAGAUGUGAAGGUUCUUCCAAAAACUUGUAAGGCUUUCCUAAUCAAUAGUAAACUCUUGUAGUUGAUAUUAUUGCAUACUAAAUACAAGUUGCUGUUCUUUUCCCCUAUAUAUUUGCUUAAGUAUAAAUUUCUUUAUACAAUCAUUUCCUUUAAUUGUUGUAAUUUAGUUACUUUCUAAAGAUGCCAAAGGAAACAGAUUUUUUUCUUUAUUUAUUUUAAAUAGUUAAAACCCUGUACUUUUCUUUAUGUUUUUGAAGUAAGGUUGAAAUUGUGUGAAAAUGUGGACAGCUUUGUUCCAUUGUUGAUUAGAAUUAAUUUUUUUUUUUUUAGUGGAGGGUGGCAUGGUAAUAUUAGUAAUAUUUGGAUUAUUUUAAAUAUCAAACACUUCUACCCAGUUUACUAUUUGCCUAUAGUAAUGUUAUCAGGGUAUAUUUAAUUGUCCUGUGGUUUGACAGAUGAGAGAGAACUCAGAAGUUACUAAAGGUCAAGCAUUACAUACUUUGCUCUUGGAGGCAGCUAUACCUUCCUUGCCUGUGACUUUUAUGCACAUUAGCCCCUUAGGCUAUACUCAUCUAACUACAGUUUAACAUCACCAGUGCCCAGGAAAUGGAAAAGUACAAUAUUUGGUAUGAGAGGUUUUCCAUAGGAUUUUUCAUGUCAAAAAUUUACCUCGUUUACAUUUAAUGUAUCAUCUCUUUCCUUUCUGGUACAUUUCCCACUGUCAUCUUCUGUUGUUUUUUUCAUAUUUUUCUACAGGUAGAUUUAUUUCCACAAACAUAGAAAUAAAGACAAUUGCUUUUUUUC